AUGAUGGCGGCAACUCAGUCGCUACUUUCUGGCUGCAAACGGCUGCUGGCCGGUUUCUUAUGGAGCGGCUGGGCCAAGGCUCCGUCCCGCGGGCUUCGGCAGGUCAUAGAAAUUACUGAAGGGAACACUACUAUUAUUGAAGGCAAAAUUCUAGAAGAUGUGGAAGCCCCAGCUCCUCCAAAUCCUUCUGGUCAAUGUCCAAUUUGUCGCUGGAACCUGAAGCACAAAUACUCAUAUGAGGAUGUCUUACUGCUAAGUCAAUUCAUACGGAGUGAUGGAUGUAUGCUGCCCCGGAGGAUCACAGGCCUUUGUGCGAUAGAGCAGAAGAAAGUUGCUAUAUGUGUGCAAAUGGCUCAUCGAGCAGGUUUGCUGCCAAAUCAUAAGCCUCCACUUCCAGAAGGAUUUGUUCCUAAAAACAAACCCAAAUUCAACAGGUAUCUCACCCGGUAUUCUAUCACCUCUGUAAAACCCAUCUGGAACAAAGGAGCCAAGUGGUGCAAAGUCCCCAUGCCUAUAUCACACCCCAUACUCAAAGAUAACGCUUAUUACGGAUCCAGGCCUCCUCGUUUUAACCACUAAGGUGAAGUGAAGAUUGUUUUAUCAGUGGAUCAUAACUGUUUGGGCUGCCUUUC
Messenger RNA from Euleptes europaea (tarantolino), 632 nucleotides. RefSeq names its product mitochondrial ribosomal protein S18A (gene MRPS18A). The record is from RefSeq and is a predicted model, not a curated record. Gene Ontology annotation, molecular function: small ribosomal subunit rRNA binding; structural constituent of ribosome. Gene Ontology annotation, cellular component: ribosome; mitochondrial small ribosomal subunit. Gene Ontology annotation, biological process: mitochondrial translation. Bases 1 to 579 code for a protein of 192 amino acids. The transcript has 6 exons. Lineage: Eukaryota; Metazoa; Chordata; Lepidosauria; Squamata; Sphaerodactylidae.